GUGGCCCGGGGUUGAGGAACAGAGCCUGUGCAGUUUGUAUUCGCCCAGCGGGAUUCAGGAAGAGUUCAAGGUACCCAUCUCUAGGACGCUGAGGGCGCUGCUUGGCGGAGGCUCCUGCAGCAGGGCGUCUGGUGGGCUUCCCAGCCGGAACUUGGUGUCACACUACAGGCAGUGGACCAGGGCUUGGUGCUCCAGUCUCCUCACCUGGGACCCGGUGGCCUGGUACCUUGCCAGGCUGCACCUCUGAAGUGGGCCCUUUACUCCUGGAGUUCCUGGAUCUUCUCACAACCCACCAUGAAUACCUCUCAUUUCAUGGCCUCUCUCUUCCUGGGAUCCCUACAGGGUAAGAAUGGGACCAAUCCAUUGGAUUCCUUCUAUAAUUUCUCUGACAGUUGCCAGGAUUCAGCAGACCUGUUGGCCUUCAUCAUCACCACCUAUAGCAUUGAGACCAUCUUGGGGGUCCUGGGAAACCUCUGCUUGAUAUUUGUGACCACAAGGCAAAAGGAAAAGUUCAAUGUGACCAACCUACUCAUUGCCAACCUGGCCUUCUCUGACUUCCUCAUGUGCGUCAUCUGCCAGCCACUCACGGUCACCUACACCAUCAUGGACUACUGGAUCUUUGGCGAAGUCCUUUGCAAGAUGUUAACUUUCAUCCAGUGUAUGUCAGUGACAGUCUCCAUCCUCUCACUGGUCCUUGUGGCCCUGGAGAGGCACCAGCUCAUUAUCAAUCCAACGGGCUGGAAACCUAGUAUUUUCCAGGCCUACCUGGGGAUUGUGGUCAUCUGGUUCAUUUCUUGUUUCCUCUCCUUGCCCUUCCUGGCCAAUAGCAUCCUGAACAACCUCUUCCACCACAACCACUCUAAGGUUGUAGAGUUUCUGGAAGACAAGGUCGUCUGCUUUGUAUUCUGGUCCUCAGAUCGCCACCGUCUCAUCUACACCACCUUUCUGCUGCUCUUUCAGUACUGCGUCCCUCUGGCCUUCAUCCUGGUCUGCUACAUACGCAUCUACCAGCGCCUGCGGAGGCAGAGGCGUGUGUUCUACACACACACUUGCAACUCACGGGUGAGGCAGAUGAAGCGGAUCAAUGGCAUGCUCAUGGCAAUGGUGACUGCCUUUGCCGUUCUCUGGCUGCCCCUGCAUGUGUUCAACACUCUGGAGGACUGGUACCAGGAAGCCAUCCCUGCUUGCCAUGGCAACCUCAUCUUCUUGAUGUGCCACCUGUUUGCCAUGGCUUCCACCUGUGUCAACCCUUUCAUCUAUGGCUUUCUCAACAUCAACUUCAAGAAAGAUAUCAAGGCUCUGGUACUGACCUGCCAUUGUAGGUCACCUCGAGGGGAGUCCGAGCAUCUGCCCCUGUCCACUGUGCACACGGAUCUCUCCAAGGGAUCUAUGAGGAUGGGUAGCAAGUCUAACUUCAUAUAGUCCUCUCUGGGCUUUUCCUUACCAUUUUUUUGGACACAUCCUUUCACUAAGCCAAGUAGACACAUUGCAGGCUUCGAUAGUAUCCUGUCAUUUCUGGAUUUUGGGGUUCAGAUAGGCUGGCAAGAGACUUGAAGCUUGACAUUCAAAUGGUUUAGCCAUUUGCUUCUGGGAGAAUUCUGAGUCAGGAUUCUGCAGAUCACAGAGAGAACUUUGUGGCUUGAGCUGCAAGGGUAUUAGAGCCAGAAAUGGCUGACUCUAAUAGCCACUCAGCACGGAUGCUUGGCCCAAAAGUCUUCAUCCAUGUCCUGACCAUUGAGCUAACUUGCCCAUCGUGAUGUGCUAUGCUCUUUCAAGGGAUGUUGGGUGUUUCAGUAUGGGUUGGUUUUGGUAGAAGCAGUGCUGGGAGUUGGGAGUCUGCUUAAUAAAAUACUUGCUGAAAAGAACAGGGACAAUAGGAAUGGGCUAUGAUAAAUAUGGCUGCCUUACUUAAGGUGGUCAAAGUUUAGUCCCCUCCUGGUUGCUGAAUGAGAUCCAAGGCAUCCUCAGUGUGUGUCCUUAGCAAGAAGGAUAUGCCAAGAUUGCUCUUGGUUCACAUAAGAUAGUUGUUGCAGUCCAAUUCUGUCUGAACAGAGCAAUCUUCCAAUACAGUAAACACAGUAGUCUCAUGGGAGACUUAUCCCCACACUGAACAGCUCUGAUGGACUUUCUGGAUCUGGUCCCUUACCAAGUGUGUGUGCAACGGAUGUCCUGGACAGGAGCUUUGGAGCUCCCACUUCUUUCUACCUGUCUCAGCUUUUGGCUGCAUCUCCAGUUUAGUGUUUUUGUUCCUGGAUUUGAGACAAUUUCUUUUGUUUUGAAGUGGGGUCUUACUGUGUAGACAGGCUUGCCUAGUGCUCCUGCCAAGCCUCCUUUCUGAGCACUGAUCAAGACAUAAGCCAUCACAUAUGAUGAAAAAUGAGCUUUAAACCACUCUGGUUAUCUAGCAUAGUCUUUUGCUGACUACUUCAUAUGAUCGACGUUGGGCAAAACCCAGACUCUCAGGCCCACCCUGGCAAGAUGACAUUGUCUGAACUUACAAAGACCUGGGGCCUUAGACUUCUCUUCUCAGAAGCUCCAGAAUGUAAGCUUUUAUUACUUAGGUUCAAUGAGGCCAAGGUGCUGGUGGUCCAGAUGAGAUAUUUAUGAGGUAUUAGGAAUCAGGGUGUGAUGUAGAAACUCCACUGAGCAUCUUGUGUUUUCCUUCCUGCUUAGUUAGGAUGACAAUAGCCUACCCUGUAUGGUUGUUUCCUGAUCCUAGUGUCCCGGUGUCCUGGUAUUUAAUGGCCCUUGGGAUUUCUUGGUUGCCAGCUUCUUUGAUGUUUACUAUCCUAAGUAUGGUCUGAAGACCAGCAGCCCUCGAAACUGGAGGCUGUUAGGUAUACAGAGUCUUUGUUGUCACUGCAGAUAUGCUGAAUGCAAGCCAGCAUUUGGUCAAAAUAUGUAGGUUAAUUGUAGGAACACUGAAGUCAGGAAGCUUUGCUUUAGGAAAUAGCAGCCCUGGGGCUUGGGGCUAUGGGGUGAUAGUGUGCAGCCGUGCACUCUGGGGUCUGAUCCAUGUUCUGAGCAUAUCUUUAAACUUUGAAGUGCCGAAAAGGUAUGCUCUGUUUUGGCUGUCAUUUCUCUGGCUGCAUGUGGACAUAUUUCUCGUGAAGCUUUUUAAUUAUUUCAAUAAAUACUUGCCAAAUACGUAGCUUAUAAAGUUCCACCUAUAGGGAGCCUGCCCUUUGCAUUCUGCUGGGUUUUACUUAAAACAGUUUUCCAUCAGUUUCCAUGGCUGCUUACCAGAAACUGCUCCCGUUCAAGCUGGUCGGUAUUUCUAUGUAACUCCUCCCAGGUCUGCUGGGGAGGGUUCCUAUGGGGAGUUAGUAGCUGCUCCCUAUGUAGGAGUGGUAAGGUUGGAGCUGGAUACAUAUUCCUGCAAGAAGGCCUGGGAUUUCUGAGAUUAUGUGAAGCCUUAUCAAACCCUGGCAGGAAGAUCUCAACCCUGUUUAAUUCUGGCCUUUUCCUCUUAAAUAAACAGUCUUGACAUGCUUUUCCAUUAUAAAAGUAAUCAUAUUGUAAAAUAAACUGAAAA
This is a messenger RNA of Mastomys coucha (southern multimammate mouse), 3535 nucleotides long. RefSeq names its product neuropeptide Y receptor Y4-2 (gene Npy4r2). Lineage: Eukaryota; Metazoa; Chordata; Mammalia; Rodentia; Muridae. The transcript has 2 exons. The record is from RefSeq and is a predicted model, not a curated record. Gene Ontology annotation, molecular function: neuropeptide binding; pancreatic polypeptide receptor activity. Gene Ontology annotation, biological process: G protein-coupled receptor signaling pathway. Gene Ontology annotation, cellular component: neuron projection; plasma membrane. Bases 295 to 1422 code for a protein of 375 amino acids.